CGGUUUAUUAGUAUGGCGGAACCCAUGCAGUAAAUCAACGAUAAGCUGUUGUUCGAUUUGUUAAAUAUAGAGAGAAGUAAAAACUAUAACAAUGUCAGGUGAUAUGGAAAAGUUUGAUGGAAUGCUCCUAACUAUGGCGCAGCAAUGUGACGGAGGCAUUCAUGAGGUUUUUGAUUACAUAUUUUCAUUUUUGGCAAGAAAAACUGACUAUUAUACUGGCGGUAAGGAAGGAGAAGCUCAAAGGAUUUUGUUGGAAAAAUUUAAGAAACAUCAGAAGGGUGCAUUGCAGCGAGUAGCCCAAGAAAAGGAAGAGAGGGAAGAACAAGAACGUCGUAGAAAAGAGAGGCUGAGGAAAAAGCAAGAGGAGGAACAACGAAAGGAGGCACAGAUACAAGAAGUAACUGAUGAAGAGGCUGCUAAAAUUCAACAGGAAAUAGAGGAAAAGAAAACAACUAAACAGGAAGAACCUCCUAAGGAAAAAAAGGAUGAGAGCGAUGAAGAGGACGAAGACGCUAAAGGAAAAAUUAAACCUAACGCAGGAAAUGGAUGCGAUUUAGAAAAUUAUAAAUGGACUCAAACACUAUCUGAAGUCGAAGUUAGAAUACCUUGUAAAGUCAAUUUUCCUGUUAAAGGCCGUGAUGUUAUCGUUGAAAUCCAAAGACAUAAACUAAAAGUUGGUUUAAAAGGCCAUCCUCCGAUAAUAGAAGGCGAGACAUAUGCAGAGUUGAAAGUUGAAGAAUCGACGUGGUGCAUCCAAGAUCGAAAGGAAAUAUUAAUAAAUAUAGAAAAGGUUAACCAAAUGGAGUGGUGGAGUAGGUUAGUAAAAACUGAUCCAGAAAUCAACACCAAGAAAGUACAGCCAGAAAAUUCGAAGCUAUCGGAUUUGGAUGGCGAGACAAGAUCUAUGGUUGAAAAAAUGAUGUUUGAUCAAAGGCAAAAAGAGAUGGGAUUACCUACAUCUGAUGAACAAAAGAAGCAAGACGUGUUACAAAAAUUUAUGAAGCAGCACCCUGAAAUGGACUUCUCCAAGUGCAAAUUUAAUUGAAGCUAUAAAAAUAUCAAAUUUCAAAUAGCUGCCUAGUUGUUUGAUUUUGAUUUAACUCUUGUGAACGAUCAAUUAAUUGUUAUUCUCAUUUUCUAACGGCUUUUCAAAAUAAAAUAAUUAAAAGCGGAUACGAAUUUACUUUUAUUUUUAUCAUUUUUACUUCUGAAGGACGAUUUUCUUUUAAUCGAAACGACAAACUUGUUUAACUUUCUUUCAACUAGUCAGGCUAUUUUAAUUGGUCAUGUUUAUUCUUUUUCGUACAGUCUGCUUCAAAUGGCUUUGAAACUCUUUGUCCGCUGUGGACAAGUAACUAGGAGUUGAAUGUCCUUGUUUUGUUUUCUUUUCUGUUGGGCGUUGCAGUUCUUGUUUUAUUUUCUCUAAUAUACAGCCCUGACUAGGGCAUUGAGGAUGACAAUUUCCAGCUGAGAAAUUAUCAUAUAAAUCAAAUUCGAUUACAUUUUCUGGAGAACUCUUUCCAACUCUUUCGAGUUUCUUUGAUCGACGUGAAAAGGUCUUAUGAUGACGUCUUUCUUCGUCUUUAAACAUUUUCGGAAGUUUAUGACAUUUUAAUCUCCUUCGUUCACUUUCGGACUGUUCAAAACAAUCUUGUUCGUCCUCUAUAUCAUCAGAGUAAUCUGAUGGAUUUUUUUCCAAAGUGUAAAUAUCAUCACAUUCAAACGGUUUAUCCGAAUAUGCAUGAAUGUAAUCUUGGUUUUUGUCGAAUUGAGCGUAGGAAUCGUUUAGUUUAUCCAUUACAUGACUUAGAGUUGAGUGAUUCAAGUUACUAAUGUUAUCUAUUUGAAAACAUUGUAUUGGAGAAUUCUCUCUUGUGCGUGGAAUUUGAUUUUUUCCAAAUCGAGAUUUCUUAAAUGGUGUCGACGAAUUACAAGCAUUAAUAUUUUCGCUCGAUAAGUCAGUAUUUCCGGCUUUCUUUUUGUUUAAGUCUUCUGAAAUGUAUUCACGGUUUAAAGGACGAUUUACAGAUGUCAGAGCAGGCUUUUGAUAUUUUGAAUUUUCUAAAGUUUCAUUUGUGGAGGUGUCACAAGUCGAAUUUUCCGUAUAACUGUAUUGUGAGGGAUUACUACGAACUUCAUUUUCUAGAUUUUUAGUUUUUGAUAGCCUAUCGUAUUCUUCUUCAUUGUCGGGCGCAGCUGAAGAACUAUCAUAACAGUAGGACGAAAACUUUUGUAUGAGGUCUGAAUUCCUCAAGGUGUGUGGUUGAACUUUUUCUAAGUCCUCGUUAGCAUAAUUAGGCUCUAACUGUUUUGCCGAUUUCAUAGAUGUUAAUUCAUUUUCCAUUCUAAUUGAUCUGCUUCUCUGUCCACUACUUCCGUCUUUUGAAUUCGAGUAGUAACUGGUAGUCUUCUUGGAGCUUUCGUAAAUGCCUUGAUUCCUACUGUCCAUUGUUCGAAAGUCAUUCCUACUAUCCGAAGAUAUCUCUGGUACCGCUUCCAACUGCAUACUGUGGGAAUUUUUAUUUUGAGAUUCUUUAUGUGAUCUAUUAGGUGAUGAGGAUGUUUCGUUUCUUCCUCUAUCAGCAGAUAGAGUAGUAUCUUUGCAAGUGUCUGAUAAUUUCUCCUCGUUAUUUAAGGUAUCAUUUUCAUCAAGCCUCUCUUUUUUAAUUUUAUUAUACUCUUCAAACACUUUUAUAAUGGCAUCUGCUAAACACUGUAAAUUGUCAGUUAAUUUGAUAUUUAAGCAUAGAGUAGUGCUGUUAUCAAAAUCAAUCUUUAUGGUAUUAUCUUCUCUUUCUUCUUCUUUAGCAGAUUUAGUUUGCAUUUUAAUAUUUUUAAUCUCUUUUUCGCUCUUAGGUGACCAUUCUUUUGGGAUUUUAUAUCGACAUUUACGCGAAUCUAGUACUGUUUCGGGUAAUUUACUUAAUAGUUUUCCGCAUUCAUUUAAGAAUUUCUUUUUUCUUUGAAGACUGCCGGAAUUGCUUUGUUCAAAAUAUUCUAGUUCAUUAAAACAGGAAGAGUUUUUUUCUUGGCUAUGAUUCAUAACUUCAUUCUUUUGGAACAUAAUCAAAAAAUGUAUUUAUAUUUUCCAAAAAGAUAAUGGAAU
Messenger RNA from Dimorphilus gyrociliatus, 3106 nucleotides. The record is from the annotation of a GenBank genome assembly. Lineage: Eukaryota; Metazoa; Annelida; Polychaeta; Dinophilidae.